AUGAUGGAAAUUAAAAUUGUGGGCGUGGUCGGGUGCGGCCAGAUGGGCUCCGGAAUCGCGCAGCUCGCCGCCGUGAACGGCCUUGAGAUCUGGCUUCACGACUCCGACUCGGCGGCUCUGUCUAAAGCCCAUAAAUCAAUCUCUUCAAGAAUCCAGAGCAUGAUCUCCAAAGGACAACUCGACAAGGGCAAAGGCGCUGAAGCUCUAAGGAAUUUGAACUUUACUGCAAAUUUGGAAGAUUUUAGGUCUGUGGACAUUGUAAUUGAGGCAAUUGUGGAGUCCGAGGAGGUUAAAAGAGAGCUGUUUGCUCGAUUAGAUAAGGUGGUAAAAAGUUCUGCAAUCUUGGCAUCCAAUACAAGUUCAAUCCCGAUAACACGUUUAGGCUCUGCAACUAGCCGGCCGGCCCAGGUGAUAGGAAUGCAUUUCAUGAAUCCUCCACCAGUAAUGAAACUGGUUGAGAUUAUCCGAGGUGUUAACACAUCGGAUGAUACAUUUAAUGCCACAAAAUUAUUGGCAGAGAGGUUGGGCAAGAAGAUUGUUUGCUCUCAUGACUUCCCGGGCUUCAUCGUGAAUCGUAUCUUAAUGCCGAUGAUAAACGAGGCAUUCCAUGCUCUCUACACAGGGGUGGCCACAAAGGAAGACAUAGAUGCCGGAAUGAAAUUUGGGACCAACCACCCAAUGGGUCCACUUGAACUUGCAGAUCAUAUUGGGCUCGACGUGUGCCUGUCCAUCAUGAGAGUCCUUCACACGGGCCUUGGGGACAGUAAGUAUGCUCCAUGCCCGUUGCUCGUGCAGUACGUGGACGCGGGCCGGCUUGGUAGGAAAAAAGGUUUUGGUGUGUACAAUUACAGUAAAAUGUGA
Molecule: messenger RNA, 861 nt
Organism: Striga hermonthica
Lineage: Eukaryota; Viridiplantae; Streptophyta; Magnoliopsida; Lamiales; Orobanchaceae
Source: the annotation of a GenBank genome assembly